Silurus meridionalis is the source of this 6569-nucleotide messenger RNA. It is a transcript of the gene prr36b, whose product is annotated as titin. NCBI's taxonomy places the organism in Eukaryota, Metazoa, Chordata, Actinopteri, Siluriformes, Siluridae. Bases 375 to 5474 code for a protein of 1699 amino acids. The transcript has 6 exons. The record is from RefSeq and is a predicted model, not a curated record.
CCUCCCAGCCUCUGCCUCUCCUCCAGCCGGUUCCACACUGAACCAAGGCUCCCAGAAGAAAAACCCCCUCAGAGCUCUCACUCCUCUACAUCACACACUCCGGAGAGUGUUUCAGCGCCUGGUUUCUCUUUUUCUUUUAUAUAUUUUCUGUCGUUUUUUUUUAUUCUUUUCUUACUUGGCUGGAAGUAAUUGUGUGGAGGAGAAAAAACAAAAACAAGGAGCUCACAUUGGGCGUUAGCUGGAAGAGGAAACAGCGGCUUGAGCUUCGGUCUGAGAGAAUCAAAACACAACCGACCAGCAUCCAGUGUUAGCUAGAAGAGGUUGUUCUCCGUACCUGAGCGUUAACUGCCUUGCCAAGUUCCGAGUUGUCCGAGAUGAAGCCAGACGGGGUCGACUCAGGAGCGACAGAGCCAAUGGUAGCACUAGACGCGGAUCCUGUGAUCCAGGGGGAGCAUCUGGGGGAAGGCCAGGAACCGGCUCCGCCCGCUUCACAGACCGGAGAGACGGAGCAAGGCGAACCACAGACGACCGGGACGCCCAUGGCCACUACCAAAUCUGGCAAGGAUAAGGCCGCAGACCCCAAAGUGAAGGCAAAGGUUGCUGCCAAAACAAAGACGUCCAGCACCGGGGCUCGUCCGGGAACCGUUCAGAGCAGAUUGACGAACGGAGUACAGAAACCAGCGCCUGCCAACGGCCUUGCCAAGAAGACCACAACCGGCGCUGCUGUCGAGAAGAAGGCAACCACCGGAGCUUUAAAGAAGCCUGUAGGUACCACGGGAGCGGCGACCACCAAACCCGCCAGCAAGACCACAGAAAAGAAGCCCACUGGGGCACCAAAGACCACCGGCACAACGCAGCCUGUUAAGAAGACAACUGUCAAUGGGGAUAAAGCCAAACCAAAACCUGCAGCUACAGCUUCUAGACCUGCCACUGCCGUUACCGCCCGGACCAGCACCACUUCCUCUCCGAAAACCGACAAGCCACCUGUCUCAAAGGCAACCAGGCCUUCCACAGGUACCACAACGUCUCGCCCAGCUUCUGCUGCACCAAAGCCAGCUGCCCCAGCUACGUCCAAGACAACGACAACCGCGUCAAAGACCACUCCAUCUGCAGCUAAAACAACCACCACUACUGCAAAACCAUCACCUGCUAAAACUCCCUCUGCUGGUCGAGCUCCAGCCACGUCCACAAAGAGUCCUAUGCCCAUCAAGAAAGAUGCAGGAAAGCCAGCCACCCCAGCUGCCAAGAAGUCAACUGCCUCUCCCCUCACUCGCCCUGCUUCAACAAAGACCAGCAAGCCUGACACCCAGAAGGCAGCCACUCCAUCCAAACCGGAGUCCAAGAAACCUUUGACCCCCAGCAAGCCAGCAGGGGAAGCCAAGACGAGUAAACCCAAGGAGAGCAAACCAACUCCAUCAAAGGAAAUCAAUGCCGCCCAGAAAACGUCUACUGCUAAGAACAGCACGGCCAAAACAGCCAGCCCUAAGAAAGUAGUGGGUAGCAGCACUCCCAUGCCAGUUAAACGUGGCCCCAAAUCUGUUCAAAAAGAGAAAGAGGUCGUAGCUCCUGCUGUUGAGAAUGCUCCUGCAGUUGAAGCUGUGGCUGUUGCUGCUGCUGCUGCUGCUGCUGCUGCUGCUGGUGCCUUUAUUGCAGUGACAGACAAUGAAUCCGAAGUCUGUACUGAACUCCUGCCUGAAAUCAAGCCAGAAGUUGCACCUGAACCCGAACUUCAAGUUGCACCUGAACCCGAACUCCAAGUUGCACCUGAACCCGAACUUCAAGUUGCAACUGAACCUGUACUCCAAGUUUCACCUGAACCUGAACUCGAAGUUUCACCUGAACCUGAACUCCAAGUUUCACCUGAACUCAAACUCGAAGUUUCACCUGAACCCCAACUCGAAGUUUCACCUGAACCCCAACUCGAAGUUUCACCUGAACCCCAACUCGAAGUUUCACCUGAACCCCAACUCGAAGUUUCACCUGAACCCCAACCCAAAGUUUCACCUGAACCCCAACUCGAAGUUUCACCUGAACCCCAAUUAGAAGUUUCACCUGAACCCCAAUUAGAAGUUUCACCUGAACCCCAAUUAGAAGUUUCACCUGUAUCCGAACUCCAAGUUGCACCUGAACUCAAACUUGAACUUUCACCUGAACCCAAACUCAAAGUUUCACCUGAAUCCCAACUCGAAGUUUCACCUGAAUCCCAACUCGAAGUUUCACCUGAACCCCAACUCGAAGUUUCACCUGAACCCCAACUCGAAGUUUCACCUGAACCCGAGCUCGAAGUUUCACCUGAACCCGAGCUCGAAGUUUCACCUGAACCCGAGCUCGAAGUUUCACCUGAACCCCAACUCGAAGUUUCACCUGAACCCCAACUCGAAGUUUCACCUGAACCCGAGCUCCAAGUUUCACCUGAACCCGAGCUCCAAGUUUCACCUGAACCCGAGCUCCAAGUUUCACCUGAACCCGAGCUCCAAGUUGCACCUGAACCCGAUCUCCAUGUUGCAUCUGAACCCGAACUCCAAGUUGCAUCUGAACCUGCUUCACCGUACUCAUUGGAACCUGAAUCUCAACUUGCACCUGAAACCAAGCCCGAACUUGAGCCUGAACCCAAUUCAGACCUUCUUUUGGAAACCGAGUCUGAAUUUACAGCUGAAACUAUGUCUGAACUCCUGAUUGAAACCAGGCCUGCACUUGCACCAGAAGCCAGUUCAGACAUCCUGUUGGAAGGUGAGUCUGAAUUUAUGCCUGAAACCAUGCCUGAACUCCUGCUUGAAACCAAGCCUGCAGUUGUACCCGAACCCACAUCAGAACUCCCAAUAGAAAGCGAAUACCCAUUUGAACACCUGCCUGAAACCAAGUAUGAAUUUGCACCUGAACCCCAAUCACACCUUCCUUUAGAAAUUCAUUCUGAAUUUGCAUCAAAAACUAAGUCUGAAUUUCUGCUUGAAACUGAGUCUGAACUACCCUCUGCCCCUGAACCCAAAUCUGAUUCCCUAUUUAAAACAAAUUUUGAAUUUGCUCCUGAAUCCGAGUCCCAACUCCUGUUUGAACCAGAGUCUAAAACUUCCCCUGAAUCCGAGUCCCAACUCCUGUUUGAACCAGAGUCUGAACCUGCUCGUGAACCUGAGUCCCAAAUCCUGUUUGAACCAAAGCCUGAACCUCUUCCUGAAACCGUCCCAGAACCCACAGUUGAAUCUUUGAUUACUGCUUCAGUUGAGGAAUUUGGAGCAGACUCUGAGGAAAUUCCAUCGGAUUCAGAAGAAGAAACACCUGAAGAGGUGGUGCCACAGCAGGAAGCUCAGCUGAAUCUUGCGAGUUUUGAGCACCAGAGUGCUCCAUCUACCCUUGGAACAACAGUCAUGUCACCACCAUCCUCCCCCACUGUAGAGUCUCCUGUGCAUGAGGAACCCCAGGUCCCUGAUCCACAACAAGAUGUUUCCUAUAAUCCCUGGGAACAGAAUAUGCCCAUGCUCUCAAGUGAUAUUACCACAGAGAAUCUGGAACAAGAAGAGAUCAGGGUUCAAGAGGAUCUUCUGGCCACCAUGGAGUCAGCAGAUGUAGAGAAACCUUUCAAUCUUGACGUAGAGCAUGACCUGUUGCAUAAGACCCAUUUGGAGCAUUUCAGCAGCGUGUCACCGACCUCUCCUAGUGUGGAGAAGGAGGAAGCAGUGGAAAAGGCGGAGGAAGAAAUAAAUGAAGAUGACCAUGAUGAGGAGGAGGAAGAGGAGGAGGAGGAAGAAGUAGAAGUAGAGCAGCAGGAGAGGGAAUUAGUAAAUGUUGAAGCAGUGCCUGAAAUGCAGAAAGUGGACGAUUUUAAUUUUGCAUUACCAGAAUUUAGCAGCUCCAGUGGUGGCGUAGAGCAGUCUGAAGAAUUUGGCAGGAACUUUCAACAGGAGCAAGCAGAAGCACCCUCAUCCUUCCGAAUGGAAAGUAAUCACAGUGAUGAAGAAGAAGAAGAAGAAGACUUCUCUUUAAAAAAGGUGGAAAUGGAACAGCCAUUUAUGGGCCCACCUGGGGUCAAAUCCUUUUCUGAUGAAGAAGAAGAAGAGGAGGAAGAUGAAGAGGAAGGGGAGCAAGAAAAGGAGGACAUGGACACUGGUCCAGAGCAUAUUGAUAAGGGCCAUGUUAUCUUUGACCUUGAGCAAACUGGUGAUCACCACAUGGAUGUUCACCAUAAAUCCGAAGAAGAGGAAGAGCACGAGGAUGAAGAUGUUGAGAUGGUUAGCGAAGGCCAGGCGGAGAGUGAAAGCAAGCAUGCUAGAAAUGUUGAGGAGGAUGACUAUGAAGAAGAUUAUUUAGAAAAUUUGAACCGUACUGCUCCAGCUCCCUCAAUACGCAUGACUGCAGCCUGGGGUCCAUCCAAUCCUUUCGCAGACACUUGGGCUCAGCCAACCUCCAUUAACAUAACCUCCAGUCCUUUAGAUGUUAAAGAUUCCAAUCCUGAGAAUUCCACAAAGUCCCCCGCUGAAACCUGGCUGGAGAAGCCUCUAGGUCAUUUGACCCACUUUGAGGUCCGUGAAGAACCCGAGAGCUCCAUCCCAGUGGAUGGCGCUAACCUGUGCGCACCUGCAAUCGGCAUGUCACAGUCGAGCACCCUUAGCGGAACCGCUUUGGCAGCCCACAGCAGCAGUGAGACUAGUACACCUGAAGAGCUGCGAGACUACGACAGCAGCUCGGGCGUGGAGUCACGCUCAGACAAACAACAGACGCCUGUUCCUACAGUCCAGCCUGACCAGGACCAGGACCUUGGGAUUCACCUGGAGCGUGGGGACGGGGAGGAAGAAGAGGCAGAGACUCUCCCAGCAGAUGAGGUCCUGGGAGAUGCUCCAACUGCGCCUGCCUCAGUUCCGUCAUCCCCUUCAACGUCUGGAGAUGAAGCAAGCGAUACUGAAGGAGAGAUGCAAAUCAAUGAUCCUGAUGCUCCAGCUGAUGACACCCCACCCUUAGACAGUCCCACCGCCUCCCGAAACCUACCUGCCCUCGAGGAAGACGAGGAAGCCGUCGACAUGCAAGCCGGAGAGGAAGAUGGGGGCACCCCGCAGUCUGCCAACUCUGUAGCCUCUUAUGGCUUUGACUGCUCAGUGUCCAACUCAAACGCGCAUUCUACUGCUGAGAGCUGUGGUAAAAGCCCUGGGAUCUUCUCUCUGGAGAACGAAGACCAGCUCCCGGAAGAAGCAAAAGAUCCCUCACUCAUCAAGGAGCUGACCUUGCCCGCCGCAGCAGCUCAAGCCGAGGAUCUACUGGGGUGUCCUGUCGACCUGCUGCCUCUUGGCCAGCAAGGAGAGUCGCAUGCCAACCCAGACGACCAGUACCUGCUGCAUGGCAAGACUGGCGCCAGUGCUGUCGUGGAGUCCGACCCCGAGUCUCCCAUGCAUCUGUCUCCCCAACACGGAGACGGCUCGGAUGCCCAACCACCUUACUACUCUACCAUAUGUGAUAACACUGAUAGCUUUCUGGCAGGUAAUGUAUAAAGUCCCCUGAUGGAAUGCACCUUUUUCCUUGCACCCUUCCUGAAACAGCACCCUCGCUUUCCUUUUUUUUUUGUCGUUUGUUUUCUUACCAGUCCAGGAGAUGGUGUAACGAAACAGGGGGAAAGAAAUCGGACAUAGGGGGAUGGACUGUAGGUUUUAUCAGUGCUGCUUUCUCUUUCUUACUACUAUUAUAGUCAUGGUUAUGAUUGUAUGGCUUAAACUCCUGUAUGUACAAUAGCUAUUCUCAUUUUCUAUUAGAAUGUACUAUUGAAUAACACUGCGUACUACAGCACCCCUGUGCUUGGAUUGAUAGACUGAACUGUCGUGAUGUUCUUUAAUGAAUAAGGGAAAAAAAAAGAAAUGAAAAGAAAAGAAAAAGGAUCACAUUGGACGGACUUUUAUCUAUGUUUGUAUUUAUCCUACUGUUUUUACCGAACAAAUGUUUUGUUGUUGGUUUUUUUUCUACGUGUUUUAUUGUUUUUUUGUUUUGUUUUUUUUAAGUUCCCAGUCUUCCCUUGCACUGUAGACAUACCCUGACAUUUUUUUUUUUAAACUUGUUCCUGUGUCAAGAACUAACCGUUUUAGCACUAACUAAGGAUAGAUCUUCUUCCAGAGGCUUCGCACUUUGGAGUUUUUUUCAAUGUAGGGAAUUGUUAGAUGGCAGGCAAUGUUGUUUUGUUUGUUUGUUUGUUUUUUCCUAGUUAAAAAAAUUUUUCCAGCACAUUUUUGUGAAGGAUAAACUUAUCACGAGAAGUCACAUACCACAGCUUUUUCUUUUUUUACAUACUCAGCAGUGAUCCAGUUGUGUCGAUUUGCAGUAGUUGCUUCAGCGCAAAUAUUCAGUGUGGCGGGAACUCGCGUUUAAAAAAAGGAAAAAAAAGAAAGAAAAAAAUGACACUCGGAUGAAUGCGCAUGAGAAUGCGAAUGAGUGUUGGACAUACGGAUUGGGGAAUUGCAUGUACAACUAAUUGCGUUACUGUAAUACUGUUCAAGACCUAUUAUGCCAGGAUGAUCGGGAAAAAAUAAAAAUAAUAAUAAUGGUUCACACUAAUGAAAAGGUUUUUCGAAAUUCCAUUAAACAUCAUUUCAAGGCCA